AUGCACAAAAUUGAUUCCUUUGUUGUAUCAGUUAGUGCCGACAGUGAGACAGAAAAAAAAGUUGAAAGAAGUAUUGAAGUAAAAAGUGAAAAUAUUGGUGUUGAUAUUGAAAUUAUUGAUGUGUAUAAAGUAAAUAUUAAAAGUAAUGAAGAAAUUCCGGCUGCGGUUAGUGUUGAAGAAAAUGUUCCAAAUACUAGCGUAUCAGAGACUACCGGGAAUCAUGUUGCUCUGGAUAUCUUUGACAAUACUGCAGAGAUUUGUGAAUUACAUCAAUCAGAAAUUCAAUCUGACAUUGGAAUAUCUACCAUAAGUGACGACGCGGCCCAAUGGAUAUUGAAUGAUGCUACAAUUGAGUAUUUAUCAACACAUGGUAUUAAACAAAAUACCAAUAGUGAUUUUACUAACUCAAAAAAACAACAUACUGAUAAAAUGCGUAUUCUAACAAAAAAUGUGUUUGAACGACAUCUUUCAAAUGGUGAAGUAAAGCCACGGCAAUAUCUUGUAUAUUCGGAGAGAAAAGGAGACGUGUUUUGUGCCCCAUGUCGAUUAUUCGGAGGGAUCUCUAGUCUGGCAACGAGUGGAUACCAUGACUGGAAAAACAUAUCAGCUCGACUACGUGAACAUGAAAAUUUGACUGAACAUAAAAUGUGUGUACUGACAAUGGUGAGGAGAGGCAAGAUAUCCAGAAGAAUUGAUAUGAAUUUAAAAUUUCAUAUGGAAGAAGACAUUAUGUAUUGGAGAAAUGUGUUGAAGAGGAAUGUAGCAGUGGUAAAGAAACUUUCAAGCAGAGGACUUGCAUUUAGAGGUAAGGACCCACCAAGGUAGAGGAGGAACUUUGGCACAGUGGAAAAAUUUGGAUCACCUUAUAAUGGCAAUUACAUGAUGGCCCUUGAGCUUGUUGCAGAAUUCGACCCACUUUUAGCAAAUCACAUUGCACGUUAUGGAAAUGAAGGUCAAGGUAACAUAUCUUAUCUUUCAUCCUAUACAGGUAAUGAAUUUAUAACACUGAUGGCUUCAAAUCUGAUCUCAAAUGUUAUUAAAGAAGUAAAAGAAGCGAAAUAUUUCUCAGUAAGUGUUGACUCAAAUCCCGACAUAACUCAUAUUGAUCAAUUGGCUUUUAUACUGAGAUAUGUAAACGAUGAUGGCAUACCAGUAGAGAAGUUUGUUUGUUUUUUACCAAAUACAGGCCACAAAUCAGAACAGUUAGCUGAUGCUGUACUUUCAACUUUGAAUUGUUAUGGAUUAGAUAUCACAAACUGCCGUGGACAGUCGUACGACAAUGCCACUAACGUGUCCAGUAUAUAUAGCGGGUUGCAAGCAAGAAUUAAGAAUAUAAAUCCUUAUGCUGUGUAUGUGCCUUGCUCUGUGCAUUCUUUAAGUCUGGUUGGAGUAUGUCCAACAGAAAGCUGUCAAUACUUUGUUACAGCAGAUACAACAGUUCAUGCUAAAAAAUUACAGUGUCCAUUAUUUUGGAAAGGGCAAAAACCCUUUAUUAAGGGGCGGGAAGCAUUCAGCAUGUUAUGCCGUAGAUCGGAGGUUAUGGCCAAUGACAAACCAAAGCCUUCCAAAAAGGUAAAUAAGAGAUCCCUGAUCUAUGAAUUGUACUUAGCCAGUGUUGAGCUCCGUAAGAGCGGAGAGACACAGGCUGCCAAGAUCAGUGACCUCCAAUUCCAACUACGAGCACAGGAUCAGGAACUAGAAACACUAGGGUACAAAUUAGAAGGGCUGGAGGCACAGAUCACCACUUACGUGUCCCAGCUGGGGCGUCUGGAGCUCCAGAUCCAAGAUCUAGCCACCUCACUAGUAAAAAGGGAGAAGGAAGCUCUCUCUCCCAUCAGACCCAACAAGUAG
Chelonoidis abingdonii (Abingdon island giant tortoise) is the source of this 1851-nucleotide messenger RNA. RefSeq lists its product as uncharacterized. Lineage: Eukaryota; Metazoa; Chordata; Testudines; Testudinidae. The record is from RefSeq and is a predicted model, not a curated record.